Messenger RNA from Guyanagaster necrorhizus, 1725 nucleotides. RefSeq lists its product as uncharacterized. The transcript has 9 exons. The record is from RefSeq and is a predicted model, not a curated record. The coding region runs from base 441 to 1481 and encodes 346 amino acids. Lineage: Eukaryota; Fungi; Basidiomycota; Agaricomycetes; Agaricales; Physalacriaceae.
UUUUUUUCUCCUGCAACAACCCAGAGGACCGAAAAAACUACCCUGCUUCAAUGUCUCUAUUCGGUCAAGCUGGGUUCUGUCUUGAACUGUUCUGUUUCUCUAAACGGGGUAUCCUAUCCCCCGGAAUAAAACUAAUUUUGAAAUUUUGCUCAAUUUGUGCAACCCACAAGCCGAUCUUUCACCGUUAUAUUCUGAUGGUCCAAAAAUCCAGCUUGCGGUGUAUAAGUGGAGCUACUGUACUUCAACGGUGACUGUGCGAACUGAGUCCUGAUCCCGAACUCGGAUGCCACCCUUGUCUACCGAAACUGCCAGGUACCUCCCCCCCCGCUCGGACGAAAUUAAAUUUUGCUUCCAUUUCUCCUGCGUCUAUCCCGUGAGCGGCGCGCACUCAAAAGUGCUCGUCGAGACUUGGACUCGGACUCUGACCUUUGUUAUCCUCCAUGCCUACGCCCGAGACGCAGACCCAGCACGAUUACAACACCGAGGUUCCAUAUACCAAAGGGCGACCUCUCUACGCCCGAAACUCGUGGUUUGGACGCUUCAGACCACGGCCCCAGAUGCAGCAGAUAAACUUACCAGGCGGCGCUGCCUACCGCACCAUUAGUGGGAUUCUAGGGUUCAAGGAGCAGCAGAGUCUUUUAUUAUAUUUCAUCUUUGGAGGUGCCCUUCUUGGAUAUUGCUUAUACCAUGCUCCGAUGAUGAAUCCGAAGACGAUGGAGAAAUUGACAGUGCCCGGUGAAUGGUUUGGGUUCAGCAAGCAUGGGUUCAAAGUCGCCUAUUCGAUGCAUAUUUUCCUCUCCGUUAUUGGUGGUAUAUUCGUCCUCCUUCAGUUCAUUCCUGCCAUCCGGCGUAGGGCCAUACUGCUCCAUCGUAUGAACGGAUACUUUGUUCUCCUCUGUUUGAUUCCCGCAAACGUUUCCGGUGGAAUUGCUGGGUAUAGGUCAUUUGGAGGAGAGAUAAACGCACAGUCUGCUUACUACACACUGGGAAUAGCUGUCGUCCUCUGUUUUUCUGCUGGCCUCUUUAAUGUAAAAAGCAACACCCGAGAACACCGUCGCUGGAUGAUUCGUGGCGUCAUCAUUUUUAGCUGUGCAAUCACCACUCGCAUUAUAGUCGUAGUCGCGCGUCUCGUCGUGACCGACAUCGGUAAUUACCACGCGAUCUUCCGUUGCGACGACCUUUUGUCCGUCCUAACGGAUCUUUCAACCGUCUCGCAACAGUAUCCAUCCUGCGUCGCUGACGGGGUGGAUAUCUCGAAGACCUACGUAGCUGUCGUUGCCGAUGCCAGAGGUGGCUCCUUAGGAUUUGGCUCGUCCACCCGUGUAACGCAAGGCAUGGCGCUAUGGUAUGCAAUGUUAACGCAUGGCGUGAUGUGCGAAAUAUAUCUUCACAUGACCCAGGACGCGAACUACGUUCGCCGAGAGUUUGUCCUCGAACCUAGGCUGGAUUCAACCAUGGAUCUCAGCUACUCCCCUCAGUAGUUUCACCUUGUAGUGCGUAGCUUUAUACUUAUAUUGAUAUGUUGAAUUCGAGCCGACAAUACCUGUACAUAUAUUACCUAUGUCUUCUUUACCGUGACGAAUGUUGCCACCGUUCUUGAAUUAAAGAUGUACGACUUCUUCAUCCAUUUCAUUUUCGUUACCAUCUGUAAUUACGGAUUGAUGGUAAAUCACUCCCGUAGCACAUUAUACUACGUAGCUUAAUGAAAUUACCCUGAGUCCGAAC